Messenger RNA from Paramecium primaurelia, 5361 nucleotides. The record is from the annotation of a GenBank genome assembly. NCBI's taxonomy places the organism in Eukaryota, Ciliophora, Oligohymenophorea, Peniculida, Parameciidae.
AUGCCUCCUGAAAGUAGUAUUGAAUUACGUAUUAAUGAAACUUAUUAUGGGAAAAUAUAUAAAAAUAAUACAAGUUUAUAAACUGAUAAUUUUAUUUUAUAUGCGAAUUUCAAUAAGGCAAAUUACAAUGAUAAUGCAUUAGUUUAUUAGAAUAAUCAAUACUAUCAAAUCUAUCUAUAAGCAAUCUUAACAAAAUAUUUUAUUCUUAAAUUAAUAGGCAAUUAUACGUACAAUUAAAUUGUAUUUUUAGAGAUAUUCACGCAGGAUGGGCUAUUCGGAGUAUUGAGAUUUAAUCAGGGUAUUGUCCCUCUUAAUGUUCAAUAUGCAGUGAAAAAUUCAAAUGUACUAAGUGCAAUACAAAUUAUUACAUUUCAAAAUGGAACCAAUGUGUUCAAUGCACAAGUAAGUUGUAAAUUAAAAUUAAUGAUACUCAUUGCUAAGAUUUCGAUACUACUGAUGCAACAAAUGUAUUCUAAUUUUAAUUAAUUUUAGAUUCCAGACUAUUAAUAAAAGAAUUUAUUGGAUUAGAAAUUAAUCCUGUUAUGUAUUCUGAGUAUUUAGUAAUUAGUUAAACAGGUUCAAAUUUUCUUAAAGGAGCUAAUAUCUUUUAUUCAAUUUUCAAUAAACAGAGAAUCUUUGGAGGGCCUUAUAUAUGGGCCUAGGCUAGAUUUUCACGAAAAUUCAAUAAUCUUGAUCCUCAUCAUAGUCUAUCUAUAGCUUUCAUUGUUGUUUUUGGUCCUUCAUUCCAGAAUAAUGGUAAAUUUAUUUUUUGGAUUGACGAUACNGAUAUAUGGAAGGGAUUUUGCGAUUCGACACAUGCAUUUAUAUAGACAGUUAAUUUUACAAUUAAUUAAACUUUGAUUAAAGGAAUUCAUUAAUUUAAUGCAUAUACUUUAACGGGUAAUGUAUCUAUCAAGAAUUUCAUCUAUUAAACUCUUAAAUGCCAUCCUAAUUGUAAAAAAUGCUGGGGUGAUUUACCAAACCAAUGUACUGAGUGUUUUUAUAAUACAAUUUAACAAGAUAACACUUGUUCGAAUAAAUGUCCACCAGAGACUCCAUAUUUUGUAAAAUAUCAGGGAUGCAGAACUAUUUGUCCUUUAGACUCAUUAUUGUUUGUAAAUGGUUAUUGUGAAACAUAUAAUAGUAAAAUUGAUAUCUAUAAAAAGGAUUAAUUUACUACUGGUUUGGUUUAUAUGAAUUUAAAACUACUGAACAAUAUAACUGGUAAAUAUUGUAUGAUUUUACUGAUCUUAGACUUCCUAUUCCUUAAAAUUUCUACUUUGAUAAUUAUUAUUUACUUGGAUUAUUUAAAAAGAGUUAAGGGAUUUAUAGAAUUUUAAACAUUAAUAAUCCUUAUAACUUAACUUUAAUAUAUAUAUAAUUAAUACUAUUUAAUGAAAUGCCACUUGAAAGUAGUAUUGAAUUACAUAUUAAUAACACUUAUUAUGGGAAAAUAUAUAAAAAUAAUACAAGUGUAUAAACAGAUAAUUUUAUUUUAUAUGCGAAUUUCAAUAAGCCAAAUUACUAUGAGAGUACAUAAGUUUAUUAGAAUAAUCAAUAAUAUCAAAUUUAUCUAUAAGCAAACAUAACAAAAUAAUUCAUUCUUAAAUUAAUAGGCAAUUAUACGUACAAUUAUAUUGUAUUUUUAGAGAUAUUAACGCAGGAUGGGCUAUUCGGAGUAUUGAGAUUUCAUCAGGGUAUUGUCCCUCUUAGUGUUAAACAUGCAGUGAAAAAUUCAAAUGUACUAAGUGCAAUACAAAUUAUUACAUUUCAAAAUGGAACCAAUGUGUUCAAUGCACAAGUAAUUUUUAAAUUAAAAUUAAUGAUACUCAUUGCUAAGAUUUCGAUACUACUGAUGCAACAAAAUGUAUUCUAAUUUUAAUUAGUUUUAGAUUCCAGACUAUUAAUAAAAGAAUUUAUUGGAUUAGAAAUUAAUCCUGUUACUUAUUCUGAGUAUUUAGUAAUUAGUUAAACAGGUUUAAAUUUUCUAAAAGGAGCUAAUAUCUAUUAUUCAAUUUUGAAUAAAUACUAGAGAAUCUUUGGAGGGCCUUAUAUAUGGGCCUAGGCUAGAUUUUCAAGAUAAUUCAAUAUUCUUGAUCCUCAUCAUAGUCUAUCUAUAGCUUUUAUUGUUGUUUUUGGCCCUUCAUUCCAAGAUAAUGGUAAAUUUAUUUUUUGGAUUGACGAUACUCAUAUGACAGAAUUAACAAAAUCUAGUCCAUCAAAUAAAAUAUUCAAAUAGCACUAACAUUCUUUAACUACUCUCAAACUAGAUUGGGAAUGUUAAGGUCUUAAUAAUGAACCUAUUGAAGCUUAUUGUGGAUUUUAUCAGUUUUAUAUUACUGUUCAUUAUUGUAGGACUGGUUGUCAAGCUUGUACAAAUGAAAUAGAUUGCUAAAAUCCUAGUACAGUACUAUCUUCCACAUGCUAAUAGAAUAAUGAAUAAUAUGAUUGGCAUUUAGAUUAAUGUUUAAAAUGUCCAUAAUUGCUAAACUUGCACAUCCUUAUAAAAUUGUUUAACCUGCAAGGAAGGGUUCAUUAAUCCAAUUUAAGGGUGUGUUUGUUCUCCUAAUUAAUAUCUUGAUAGCAAUCAACAACAAUGUUAAUAAUGCUCUUAAAAUGCGAUAGAUGUACUAAUGAUGUAAUUUGCACCUAAUGUGAUUUUGUAAAAUUUCGAAUAUUAACUAAUAAUUAAUGCAUUUGUAAAGAAGGCUAUUAUGAUGAUAAUUAAAAUUGUUUAAAAUGCCUUUAAUUUUGUAAGAAAUACACAUCAUCAAAUGAUUGCCAAGAAUGUAUUGAAGGAUUUAGCUACAAUAGCAACAAUCUUAUUUGUGAAAGAUCUGCUAAUCAAUAUUAUGUUAGUAAUUUUUCUAAAUUUUUAGACUGUCCUAUAAAUACUUUAUGUGAUCCUUGUAAUUCAGAAAAGACUGACUGCAAAUGUGGGGAUGGUAUAAUUACUGAAAUGGAAGAAUGCGAUGAUAUGAAUAAUUUAGCAAAUGAUAGAUGUGAUAAUUGUAAAUUAGAACGUUAUACACAAUGUGCAAAAUGUAUACUAGGAGUAUGCUAUGAGUGUGCAACCUCAGGUUGGUAUCUGGAUACUUAAACAAUUAACUUUAUUUGUAAAGAAUAAUGUAGAGAUGGGAAAUAAGUAGGAACAGAAAAAUGUGACGAUGCUAUCGAAUCAACUAAGAAAAUCUGUAAGGAUUGUUAAUUUUAUUGCUAUCCAGAUUGCUUAGAGUGCGAUUUAAAUUAAGGUUAAUGUUUAAAAUGUAGAGAGGGCCUAUCUUCAGAAUCAAAUUAUUGUAAAAAUAUUUGAGGAGACGGAAUAAUUGUUUCAGCACCUGAUAUUAAUAAUUUUGAAUAAUGUGAUGAUCAUAAUUUAUCUGAUGAUAAUGAUGGUUGCACAUUUGAUUGUAAGUUUAAAUGCUAAAUUCCAUUAAUAUGUGACGAUUGUCAAAAUGAUAUAUGUCUUCAUUGUGUUGAUGUAUAUCAAUUAAAUUCAAGAUUAAAUCGAUGUGAAUGUAGAGAAUCCUGUCUUGAAUGCGAUCUUUCUUAAGGUAAUGGAUGUUUAUAAUGUAAAAUUGGAUAUGAAUUACUUGAUAAAUAAUGUUUUCCUAUUUGUGGUGAUGAAAUUGUCACACUUGAUGAAUAAUGCGAUGAUGGAAAUUUGAUAUUUGAUAAUGAAUGUCAUCUUUGCUAAUAUAAUUGUUAAGAUUAAUGUGCUCUUUGUUUUAAGGGCAUAUGCUUAGAAUAUUUUGAAAACUAUUUAUUAAUCCAAGAAAAAUGCAUCAAAAUAAAUUAUGAAGAUAAAAUUCUUUCUUAAAUUGAUUUGAAUUUUUCUUAUCAAUCAAGAAUUACGAUCAUAUUAAUUUUUCGAAUACAAUAAUUAUAUAAAAGUGAUCACUCUUUAAUCAUUAGGAUUACAAGUUAAAGAGUUUAUGUAACAAUUCGAAUAAUUGUAUUUUACAUAUUUUAAAAGUUUUUUAAUAAUAGAUUACAUUUUAGAUCUUUUUCAUCAACGGGACAAUUUAAUCAUUGACUAUUUGAAAGAUAAAUAAAAAAAUAUUAUCUACACAACUUGUUAAGAGAUUGAUAUAAAUUGUUCAUCGAUGUGUUUAUCAUGCUCCAAUCAGUAAUGUUUUUUUAGAAAUAGAGAUAAUCUAAAAUAAAACUGUAUCUCCAUUUUUGGAGAUGGAAUUUUAGCUAAGAAUGAAUAAUGCAAUUAUUUAAUUUAAAAUAAUUAAGAAACAUAUAUUAACUGUAAAUAUAACUGUCCUAUUAAUUGCUAAUAUUGUCAUUCAGGAAUAUGCAUCAAUUGCUCUCAAGGCUACUAUUUAGAUUUAAAAACUAAUUCUUGUGACUCUAUAUGUGGAGAUAAAAUCAUAACACCUUAAGAAAAUUGUGAUGAUGGAAACAAUAUUAUUUAUGAUGGUUGUACUAAUUGUCAGUUCUAAUGUCAAGAAACCUGUACAAUUUGCCAAAAUGGAAAAUGUUUAUCUUGUAUCCAAUCCUAUUUUUAUGACCAAAAGAAAGAAAGAUGUUUUGAGAGGAAAUAAUGCGAUGAAUCAAAAGGAUUGUAUUACGAUGAUAUUAAAAAUAUAUGUGUACAAUAUGUGGAGAUUAAAUUAAAGUGGUGAUGAAUAAUGCGAUGAUGGAAAUGAAUAGCCUAAUGAUGGAUGUAAUUAAUGCCAAUUUUAAUGUGAAUUACUAUGUAAAAUUUGCAUACAAGGUAAAUGUACCGAGUGUUAAGAAGGAUACAAAAUUUAAAAUCAAGUUUGUACAAGUACAUGUGGAGAUGGAAUAGUUCUUUUAUCGGAAUAAUGCGAUGAUGGUAAUAAUGUUUCAAGAGAUGGUUGUACCUAAUGCAUUAUUGAUCCAGGCUACUAAUGUAUAAAAGUAUAAGAAACAAGUAUUUGCUUCAUUUGCCAAUCGAAUUGUGCAAAUUGCAUCUAUAUGGAAGGAAAUAUCAAAUGUACCUCAUGCUUAAAAGGAUAUUUCUUACUUGAGAAUGAGUGUAUCACUUGUUCAGAAUAAUGUGAAGAGUGUGAAAAGACUCCAAAUAAUUGUACCAAAUGUAGAUUUGAAAAAUGCGAAAAGUGUAAUAAUAGUUAAGGAUUAUAUGCUGAUUACAAAUUAAGAAAAUGUGUUCCUAAAUGUGGAGAUAAUAUUAAAGCAAGAGAUGAAUAAUGUGAUGAUGGUAAUAAAUAAGAUAAAGAUGGUUGCACUUCUUUUUGUGAAAUUGAAAAGGGUUCUGAAUGUACAAGAAAUAUUUGUUUAAAGAUUCCGGAAAAAAAGUUGAUGUUAGUUUUACCAACUCAAGCUCUGAUAAUAAUUUAGUAAUAAAAAGUGAGAUUAAUUUUUUGA